ACCUUCACGCGGAGCCCAUCGGAAAUCGAGGCGGGGCUGCUGGGUCUUCCAGGAGCGCCCAGACGCGGGCAGGUGGCCGCCGGUGGCCACAGGCCUGGGCAGGAUGGCAGCGGCCACAAAGCGGGCGCUUCCACGUCUGCAGGCUCUGGCCCGGCCGCCGCCACCCAUAAGCUACGAGGAGGAGCUUUAUGACUGCCUGGACUACUACUACCUGCGCGACUUCCCGGCCUGCGGGGCCGGGCGCAGCAAGGGCCGGACUCGGCGCGAGCAGGCGCUACGCACCAACUGGCCUGCACCUGGCGGGCACCAGCGCAAGGUCGCGCAGAAGCUCCUCAAUGGCCAGCGCAAGCGCCGCCAGCGCCAGCUGCAACCCGGGCUGCGCACUCGCCUCACCUGAGCCUGGGAUACCGAAGGACCUGUUCGAAGUAUUUACUGUAACUCCAACUGUAACUUGGUUCUGAGGAGGAGAAAAUCCAUGUUUGGUCAACAGAACUUUUCGCUGUCACUUAAGUUUACUGCUUCGAUAUCUUUUCAUUACUAAUUGAUUGUUAAUUAAGUAGUGCCCAAGUGGAUUAGGCUUUUUAGAGUUUAUUAAUUAAAAGAGAGCAGCAAGAAUGCCA
Gorilla gorilla gorilla (western lowland gorilla) is the source of this 620-nucleotide messenger RNA. RefSeq names its product nuclear protein 2, transcriptional regulator (gene NUPR2). The record is from RefSeq and is a predicted model, not a curated record. Gene Ontology annotation, cellular component: nucleus. Bases 104 to 397 code for a protein of 97 amino acids. The transcript is spliced from 2 exons. Lineage: Eukaryota; Metazoa; Chordata; Mammalia; Primates; Hominidae. Gene Ontology annotation, biological process: regulation of transcription by RNA polymerase II; negative regulation of cell population proliferation; negative regulation of cell cycle.